Molecule: messenger RNA, 501 nt
Organism: Gymnogyps californianus (California condor)
Lineage: Eukaryota; Metazoa; Chordata; Aves; Accipitriformes; Cathartidae
Product: histone H2A-IV
Exons: 1
Coding region: 1-390 (129 amino acids)
Cellular component (GO): nucleosome
Molecular function (GO): DNA binding; structural constituent of chromatin; protein heterodimerization activity
Source: RefSeq, a predicted model, not a curated record
AUGUCUGGCCGCGGGAAGCAGGGCGGGAAGGCGCGGGCCAAGGCCAAGUCGCGCUCGUCGCGGGCCGGGCUGCAGUUCCCCGUGGGCCGCGUGCACCGGCUGCUGCGCAAGGGCAACUACGCGGAGCGGGUGGGCGCCGGCGCCCCGGUGUACCUGGCGGCCGUGCUGGAGUACCUGACGGCCGAGAUCCUGGAGCUGGCGGGCAACGCGGCCCGCGACAACAAGAAGACGCGCAUCAUCCCCCGCCACCUGCAGCUGGCCAUCCGCAACGACGAGGAGCUCAACAAGCUGCUGGGCAAGGUGACCAUCGCGCAGGGCGGGGUGCUGCCCAACAUCCAGGCCGUGCUGCUGCCCAAGAAGACCGACAGCCACAAGGCUAAAGCCAAGUGAACGCCGAAGAACAGCGCCCGGGAAGUUUUUCCCAGAGAAACACAAAGGCUCUUUUCAGAGCCACCAACAAAUUCAGAAAAAGAGCUUGAAUUUCAUUAAAUAAAAGGGGUA